Molecule: messenger RNA, 3523 nt
Organism: Nilaparvata lugens (brown planthopper)
Lineage: Eukaryota; Metazoa; Arthropoda; Insecta; Hemiptera; Delphacidae
Product: F-box only protein 9
Exons: 10
Coding region: 348-1745 (465 amino acids)
Biological process (GO): SCF-dependent proteasomal ubiquitin-dependent protein catabolic process
Cellular component (GO): SCF ubiquitin ligase complex
Molecular function (GO): protein binding
Source: RefSeq, a predicted model, not a curated record
AUUUGGUAUUUUGUUCGGCUUCUGCAGUCUGCAUUCAACAAGAAAAUACUUGUUCUUGGUGCGGAAAUCAAGAUUUGUGAAUUUUGAUUAUAAUUUGAAACUUUAUUAUAAUUUGUCCAAACAAUUUGAACAGUAAAGUGAUUGUUAAGAUGUUUUAGCAAUUGACACUUAAUAAUAAUUGUUAAUAAAUAGAGGUAACGCAAGCACAGACAUAAUUCAUUCACCAACUUGCCGAUAAACAUGGCAAGUUGUUAUUGGUUUCAAGUGAAAUUUUCUGACCCUGAUCUUCUUUUGAGAAUUACUAACCGAGAAUAUUGGCCUUGAAUUGAACGGCAUUGUAAUACAAUAUGUCAAAUGUACCAUCAGCUUCGGGAUGCGAAUCGGGAAAUAAUGGGAACGGAGGAGGGGGAAGCGGCGUGGCCGGAGAAAGUCUGGAUGGAGAAGACCAGGAGGAUUCUUCUUCCUCCUCUUCCUCUUUUGACCAUAACUCUGAGAAGAAAGAAUCUGAUGAAUUGGCCAAUUUCAGAGCUCAGUGGCAACGUGAAUUGAAAAGCGUAUCACCAGCACGCAAAACAACAAAAGAGAAUGACUCAAACUUCGAAGAUGUAACUGUUGAAGAAAAGGCUAAAUAUCUGUUCGUGAAAGGUGCUGAGUAUGAACAAGCUGGAAAACUUUAUGAAGCCAUCCAUUUCUACAAGAAAGCCGUGCAAAUGGUUCCUGACAUCGAGUUUAGACUUUAUGAGGAGACAUCGAAGCAAGCUAGACAGACACAUGAUGUCGAAGUGAUCAGUGAACACAACCUUAGAACCGAUGAUGAGUACAUAAAUGAAGACUCGGAAGAUGAUUGUGACAAUAGGAUUAGCCUCCUGGCACGUUUGCAGCGAAUCGUCAACAGGACACACUGCGUCUGCCAGCCAAAAGAUCAACAAAAGAGUACACAUAUAUCGGAAUUGCCAAUGGAAAUAAUAUUAUACAUCCUACGUUGGGUGGUCUCCUCGGAGCUGGAUCUGCGUUCAUUGGAGAUGUGCUCUCGUGUAUGCCGCGGCUUCUAUGUGUGCAGUCGAGAUCAGGAGAUAUGGAGGCUGGCUUGUCUCAGAAUUUGGGGUCUCCAUUGCGGUGAAUCAUCCACUUUUGGAUCGUGGAGAGAAAUGUACAUCGGAAGGCCACGUCUGCAUUUCAACGGCUGUUACAUAAGCAAAACAACGUACAUCAGGCAGGGUGAAAACAGCUUUCAAGAUCAAUUCUACAGGCCUUGUCAUAUUGUUGAAUACUAUCGAUACCUCAGGUUCUUCCCGGACGGCAAAGUAAUGAUGCUGACAACGCCUGACGACCCCUACUCUGGUGGAGUCAGCCGCCUAGGGAGCCGUGUGCCCCGCCACCAGGAGGCCACCCUGGUCGGACACUACCGACUCACCGACCAGCGGGUGGCCGUCGCUCUGCAGCGGCAAGACGCUGCCGCCACCGCCUCCGCUUCCGCCUCGACACCCGUCAACACCAACCGGCGGUCUCGCCGACCCGCGCCCAACAACCUCCACAACCAGACCUUUCAUCUGGAGCUGCAGAUCGCGUCGUACAGAUCGCAGGUGCACAAUCAGUUGAUCUGGACUGGCUACUCGGUGCUGACCCGCAACUGGGCCGGCCAGGAGACCAACACCUCCUUCGAACUGGUGCCCAACCGGUUUCCACCCUUCUGGUUCUCCAGGGUCAAGAGCUACAACGCCAAGUCUGAGAGUCCUCUGUCGUGAGUAACCCAGUUGCACUUUCCAUCCUUCAGUUAUUUUCUCAAUAUUUCGAUGGCCUAUAAAAAGUGAUAGUACCUAGCAACAAUUCGGUUUGUUAUCUGGUUCUGUAAUCAAGACUUUAUUUAGUGUUAUAUUUCAAUCUAGUUCCUAGUGAGUUUGUUUGAAAUGAGUCAUUUGAAGAUGCUAAAGUUGAUGACCACUCUCCUGAAAGAUCGAUGGAUGACUUUUGAUGAUUUAUGAGUUUUUGUGUAAUUUCAUGGAAGAUGGUGUUAAUAACGUAAUAAUGUUUGUGUGUUUUGUAUGAAAUCUUUAACUUAUGUUUCGAUAUCCGAUUGUGGGUAUCUGUUAAAGGACCCGUCCAACCGAAGAUUUAUAACUGCGUGAUCCAAUAUAGAAUUCUGAAUUCUAUCUACAAGUAGGCUAGCAGAAUUCAGACCGUUGAUCACAUGAUUAUGUAAUUUGAGUUGACUAUGCGAAACAAUUAUCAUCAAAUUGUUUUGAAACCUUUUGAAGUUUAUUUCCAUGUUAAACUUGAGCACAUUCACAAAUGUGUUUGACUUGGAUAAAUGAUCUUUAACAUGAUCUCAGAUUUUUUACUAGGAAAAAUAUAUAUUCAAACUAUAUUAUUGGCGGAAGAGCUGUUGAUAUUUUUCUGAAAUAAUCGACUCAGGUUUGUUGACUAAUAAGUGAGUUUGUCAGGACUGGAGGUGAAAAAUCUCAAUUUCUUAAGCUGCCUUUAUACCAAGUUGGUUAAUAACUUAAUCCUUAUAGAUUCUAUCAGAUUGAACGGAACUUGACAAACACAUGUCUCAUCAUGUGUAUGAUAAGUUAUGUUCAAUCUAAUAAAAUCUAUAAGGAUUAAGUUAUUAACAUUUUGUUAAUAUCUUUGGUGUAAACACAGCUUUAUACUACGAAUUCUAACAACGAUUACUUGUUCGUUAUAAUUAAUACUUGCUCAUUUAAGUAGCAUCCUACUCAUCGUUUAUUGGAAUAUAUUUAAAUAUAAUUUCAAAAGUCUUGAGAUAUUGCUAUAAUAACUUAUUGUUAUAUUUUGGUCAAAUUUGUUAUGUAAAUAUUGAAUGUAUAAUGAAUGUUUUUAUAUGAUUAAUAAUACUCUACAAUUGGUUAUUGAACAAGGUGAACAAUAAAAAUAUGUGCUACUUAUCACUGUAAAUUCCAAGUAAUAAUAUUGUGAAUGGUAAAAUUUUGAAUUUAUCAAUUUGGCUUGGCCAUCAAGUACUGUAUAGCUUUAUUUGUAUAUUUUACAUAUAACAUUUGUAUGUACCCGUAUCCUCGAUAGCGUUAUUGUUGAUGAAUUUAUUUGUAACCACUAACUACAAACGUGGUUAAAAUACAUGUCGUGUAAUAAGAGUUAUUGUUGUUGAGUCAACUCAAUUUUUCCAUUGAUAGCUAGACUCAUAAACUUUGUUAAUCAUUGUGUGAUUAAAAAUUAAAAAAUAUAUAUUUUAAUUAGAUGUGGUUAAACCACAUUAAUAAUUCUUUCAAUUAUAUUAUAAGAAAAUUUUGUUUUUGACAAACUUUAUCCAGUCAAUUCUCUGUAACAGUACAAAAGAAUUUCCAGCAAAGAACUUUUCAUGCGAAGUACAAAUUAUCUAUUUUUCGAUCUAAUUGUAUGAUGUUUAUUGUUCAUAACACUGUAUUCCUAACGAAUAAUUUAAUAGAACAAUCAAUCAGCUGAAUAUUACCCAUUCUUAAUUAUUUUACCUAUUGUUUUUGUAAUUUAACCUUAUCAUUGUGUUGGAAUAAAAAAUACAAACCUG